CUCAACUCAUCCCAUCCACAUGCAGCAAAAUGCCUUGUCAAAUUUGACUCAUGCCUGAAGAUGCCUUGAUGACAUCCAGCAAGUUGAGCGUUCCUGACAGCGUGUGUUGCACUUAGCUGCAACUGGAGAAGCGUUUUUCAGUGAUAGAUAAGGAACUUUGAGUUCCCUUGCCGGUGCCCAAGCACGUCGACUUGACCGUUUGACAGCGCCUGGAAGUGCCUGCAUUAUUGGAUCAGUGCAUAAUUUCACUGGCUGGGCUCUAACGACGUCCUGGAGUUGCACAAGUUCGAGUUGUGAGCUCCACCCUAUACUUCCUUCCUAAAAGGCUAUUCGUGUCGGUCUUGUCCUGCUGGUCAUGCCGCCGGUUGGGAUGGAAGAGAGCCUAUCACCUCCGCCUUCGCCGCCGAAGAAGGACUUGAGAGUGAUCGAAGUGUACAAGCCCGGUUCGUUUGAUCCGGCCUCACAUUUCUAUCCGCGAGUGCUGAAUGCACAGAUUCACCCUCUUGUGAGGUCCUUCCUUGGGCUUGGAAACGAGAGGAUCGCGAAGAGAUAUGUUCACCUUCAUCCUGCAGCAAAACCAGAGGCGGUUCAAGCGGCACUUUCGUAUGCGUGCAAGUAUUUUCAGUGGGGUGGAGCUGACUUGUUCUCCGUGACAACUGAGAAGGGUCAGAAGCGCUUCGUUGUCAUUGAGACGAACUCAUGUCCUUCUGGACAGAAGUCCAUGCCUAUGGAGAAUGAAGACCUUGAGCACGCCGGCUACAAGACUCUGCUAGAAAAGGCGUUUCUUCCGGUGCUGAAUUCUGGCAAGUGGAAUGGAGAGAAGAUUCCGGAGGGAAUUCUGGCGGUUCUGUAUGACAAGAAUCCGAUGGAAGCGUCAGGAUAUGCAGCAGCGUUGGCAGAUCUCACAGGUGAACAGGUGUACCUCACUCCCUGCUAUGCUGAUGAACCACAGCCAAAUUGGAGGUGGCGUCCGGAUGGAGUUUUGGAGAUCAACGUCGCUGGAGCUAUCCAGAAGGCUCAGAAGGAGGAAGUGCCGAUUGUCAUGACAGGAGCGAGGGUGUCACGUACGAGUUCGUCCUCCAGCGAAGGCAAGCAAGAAUCCUUUCCAUCAAAAUCCGAAGUUCCAGAGCCACAGUGGCGACAGGUCAGAGCUGCGAUCAGAUACGUGACACAGCGGCCAUGGACAAGGAUACCUCCCCUGACGCGGACGAUGAUUUUCAAUCCUGUCCUCGCGUGUUUAGCUGGCGGACGUAACAAGGCAGUGGGAGCGAAAGCGUACGAUCUUCACAAUGCGGCGCUGGCGUCAACUGGACUGUCUAUCCUUACUCCUGAGACCAUUUGGGAUGUCGCCAAGCCAGAGAUUCCCCUAUGGGUCGGCAGAAUGGGUGGCUUGGCUGUUGUGAAGGUUCCGUAUGCCAACGCAGGUCAAGGCGUGUGGACAAUCACUAACGACGAAGAGCUGAAGGAGUUCAUGGCCAUCGAGCAGCGCUAUGACCGCUUCAUUGUUCAGGCCUUGAUCGGGAACAAUGGCUGGAGUUCUCAGAGUGUGAGUGGCAGGCUGUACCACGUGGGGACCAUUCCGACAAGCAAGGGCAACAUCUACGCCUCUGACCUGAGGAUGAUGGUGGGGUCUGGAGCAGGUGGCUUCUUUCCAGUGGCAAUCUAUGCACGGAGAGCCAAGCUUCCACUUGCCGAGCAGCUUGAGAGUGGGAUCCACUCAUGGGACAUGCUUGGAACAAAUCUCUCUUACAAGAAUCCAGAUGGGAGUUGGGGUACGGAGACAGACAGGUUGCUGCUGAUGGACAGCCGAGACUUCAACAGGCUUGGUGUUGGAGUGGAUGACUUGAUCGAGGCCUACAUGCAGACCAUCCUGGCUGUGACUGCUAUUGACCGGCUUUGUGGAAAGCUAAUCACACCCAAGGGAAAUUUCGGGUUGAAGCUUUUUGGAUCCUUGAACCCUGACACCAAGCUUCUGGACGAGCUGUACACGCUCCCACUGCAUUCUCUUCCUGUGGAAGGUAUCAGCGAGACUUCUUGCCUGGUAAAACGGGCUGCAGAUCAUGCAACAGAACAAGAAGAUGCUCUGGCACAAGAGCUUCAACUGGAGGUUACAGUUGCAGCACCUCGGGGCAAAAGAGGGAGGAUUUGAAGCCCCCACUAUCUUCCGGGUCAUAACACAUGGUGCACUAGCAUAUUACGAUAUCACACAAUUUUGGCCUCUCCCAUUCGUAGUGUUUGUCAUCAGCCCCAUCAGGAUGGCCUGCUGCAUGCAUCUUAAUCUCCACAUUUUGUUAGCAUAUGAUACGAUGUAUAAACCUCCAUUGUCUGUGCUUAUGUUGGAAAGGCAUUUUACCAACCAAU
This is a messenger RNA of Closterium sp. NIES-67, 2361 nucleotides long. NCBI's taxonomy places the organism in Eukaryota, Viridiplantae, Streptophyta, Zygnematophyceae, Desmidiales, Closteriaceae. The record is from the annotation of a GenBank genome assembly.